Molecule: messenger RNA, 2487 nt
Organism: Schistosoma turkestanicum
Lineage: Eukaryota; Metazoa; Platyhelminthes; Trematoda; Strigeidida; Schistosomatidae
Source: the annotation of a GenBank genome assembly
AUUUUUUUAAUCAAAAAAAAAAAAAUAGAAAAAUUAAAAACAAUAAUAAUCAAAAAACAAUUUUCUUUUAUUGUUGGAAUUACAUUUUUCAUUCAAUGUGUUCAAUAUAAAAAUAAAAAAAAUAUAAUUCAUUAAAUUAUGGGUUGUGUGCAUACAAAGUCAAUUUUGGAUAAGAACACAACAACAAUUAAAGAGAUUGAAACACCUGAAGUUUUAUUGAAUAUUAUAUUGAUUUUUUCAAAAACAGAUAAACAAUGUCAAUUGAUGAUUGAUGCAACUAAACAAUUGAAACAUAAUUGUACAUUGAUCAAUACAAGUAUAGAGGAUACUGCUACAAAAGAUGUAGUAGAUAAGAUUCUCAAUGAUAAACUUAAUGAUUCUCAACAGAUCAUUGAUAUGAUUGUAUUGGAUAUACGUAAAUUGAAAGUGAAUCGAUCUUUCAAUACAGCCAGCACUACUGCUACUACUAAGUCAACAGCUUUUCAACAAAUCAAUAUCAGUAGUAACAAGAUGACUACGCAAUGUUUGAGUCAUUGGUGUAAACAAUUAAGAAGUUAUUCAUUGACGCGAGAUUCAAUUAUUGUAGGAUUAUUGAAUCGAAAAUGUUCUGUUGAUCAAAGAAAACUACUCAUGAAUAAAGCUUUAAAAGCUGGUUGUAAUAAGUGUAUUUUUGAAACAUCCACCGUAGAUGAUUUUGUUGAAGAAUUAAAAAAUUUUGCUAAUAAUGAAUGGAAAUUAUUAAAUCAAAUACGUAAUUUCACAUGUACUAACAGUAUGACUGUUAAUGAUACCACCGAGUAUGAUAAUAAUAAUAACUCACUAAUGAAAACAGCAUCAGCAGUCGCUACAAAGACAACGAUCACUAAUGUGAACUCGGAUAAUACUGUUUUCAGUACAGAAUUCACAAACAUUCAAUCAAAAGCUAAAUUAUCUGAGAUUUUACCAAAACAUGAAUAUAAUUUACCAAUCACAUCAGAGAUUCGACAAUCGACAACAAUCAAUGAAUCAUUGGAUCAUGAUGAAAUAUCAACAGUGGAUGAAUUAAAAGCCAAUGUUAUUGAUUCAGUCACUGUGUUACAUGAACAAGGAAAAAAAUUCCGUGAAUUUAUAUCAGUUCGAAGGAGUAGAAAUUCAGAUACAAACAACAUUAGUAGUUUGAGUGCGUUAUUACAUUCUAGAUGUCCUGAUUUCUCAUCACCAAUGUGUAAAGUUAUUGCAAUUUUGAAUUCUGCACGUGUUCGUAGCCCAUUACCAAUAGCAAAAGAUUUACAAAAAGCCAUUAAUUUGAUCUGUAGUUCUAAUGUAUUUGUUGAUCAAAUAAUGAAACCAUUAAGUCGAACCAAUGAUCCAAUUACGGCGGAUUUAAUUGAAGGAUUAAUUACGGGGUCGAACUUGGCCAGAGAACCAGAGAAUUUACUCAGACUUCGAACUUUAGCUAAAUCUUUAAAAGGAUCAGAAAACGAUUCACCAACAUUGUCAACUUUACAAACCAAUCCAGAAAUUGAAGCUUGUCUUAUGAAUUUUGAUAAAUGGAGCUUUAAUAUAUUCGAUCUUGAACGUAUAACUGAUAAAAAACCAUUAACAUAUUUAGGCAUGAAAAUAUUGAAUAAUUUCAAUGCGCUGGAUGUAUUACGUGUACCUAGUCAAAUUUUAGUUGGUUGGUUAACUGUCAUGGAAGAACAUUAUCAUGUCGAUAAUCCAUAUCAUAAUGCUACACAUGCAAGUGAUGUGUUACAAGCAUCGGCUUACUUUUUACAACACGAUUUAAUCAGGUCAAUAUACACAAAUAUCGAUGAAAUCGCAACAUUGUUGGCUGCUAUCAUUCAUGAUGUCGAUCAUCCAGGUAAAACAAGUCCAUUUCUUGUGAAUAGUAAUGAUCCAUUGGCCAUAUUGUACAAUGAUAUUGCUGUAUUGGAAAGUCAUCAUGCAGCUGUUGCAUUUGAAUUAACUCUCCGAUCACCAGAUAUUAAUAUUUUUCAAAAUUUGACAAGAGAAGAAUAUCGUACAAUGCGUAGUUAUAUUGUUGAUAUGGUGUUAGCUACUGAAAUGGUACGACAUUUUGAUAUAGUGACAAAAUUUGUCAAUACUUUAAGUAAACCAAUGAUUGCAAAGAAUCGACAUCAUGAUCGUUCAUCUGUUGGUAGUAUGAGUUCGAUGGAAUCAUGUUCCAUAGGUAUAUCUCAUUCCACUUCACCUAGUCCUGGACAAGAACGUAUAUCGAGUACGUUGGAAAAUUUAUCAACAGCAGAAAAUAGAACAUUAAUUAAACGUCUAAUUAUUAAAUGUUCCGAUGUCAAUAAUCCAACCAGACCAUUAUCGAUUUGUAUUGAAUGGGCUAAACGAAUAGCUGAAGAAUAUUUUUGUCAAGUAAGUGUUUUUCCAAUACCUGAACUUAUGAACAAUUUAGAAAGUAAUACAACCUAUUGGGCUAGUAAUAUUGACAAAGAAAAACAAGAACAUGUCCUAACGUCGACUGAAUCCAAAUAA